Molecule: messenger RNA, 1239 nt
Organism: Fusarium vanettenii 77-13-4
Lineage: Eukaryota; Fungi; Ascomycota; Sordariomycetes; Hypocreales; Nectriaceae
Exons: 3
Coding region: 1-1239 (412 amino acids)
Biological process (GO): regulation of DNA-templated transcription
Molecular function (GO): DNA binding
Source: RefSeq, a predicted model, not a curated record
AUGUCUAUGCUUGCUACAGCAUCUCCCUCCUCUCAUCCCUCCUUCGGCAUGCCCCGCCCCUGGGAGGCCAACCGCUGCCCCGACUACUCUCUACGGCCGAGAACCGAGAACGACAGAGUUGCUCUCCCCUCCAUUCGACAGGCUUUCCCGGAACUACAGCUUCAACCCCAACCACCGCAAGACCUCAAUGCAAAGCCACACUCAGCAGGUGGCCCUCUGGGCGCACCACCAAUGAACUCAGCAUCACCGCAAUAUGUACACUCGCCUAAUGCUAGCAAGAGGAGGAGAUUGUCGAUGGAGCGCGAGCAGGAAAAUGAGAGAGCACGCCAAGUACCGCGCCUUCUAUACAGCCCCGACCGAGCAUCACCACGACAAAUCUCACCAAAUCUCCCUAUGCAGCAGGGAGCGCAGGAUAACUGGGGACCGGCCAGAACGAGUCCGUAUAUCGCAAACGGAUCGGCCCCUCACCCUGCUACAAUGGAGGUGAACGAGAGGGUAGAACCUCGACCAACACUUCCCAGUCUCCCACCACCGCGGACGAUGGAACGAGAAGCAGCCCCCGUUAACCGUGCGGUGGUGGAGGGUUAUCGAAGCUCGCAUCCCCCGAUGCCUCCCCACUCAGGGGCACCCGUCCCUGAAGCCGCGCCCUCGGCCUACCGCGAGCCCAACUACGCCUAUCCUUAUCACCACCCAACCCGAUACCAGUCACUCUCUGCGGGAUCUGUUCACUCGUUUGACCGGACACCGUUUACUGCAAACGGCUACAACACUCCCUACCAAGAUUUUGUGCGGUUCGGGGAGAUGGGCCCUUCGAGCCUCAACGGAGACAACAAGCAGCGGAAGCGAAGGGGCAACCUGCCCAAGGAGACUACAGACAAGCUCAGGGCUUGGUUUGUGGCGCACCUCCAGCACCCUUAUCCCACCGAGGACGAGAAGCAGGAGCUCAUGCGACAGACGGGACUACAGAUGAAUCAAAUCUCCAACUGGUUCAUCAACGCUCGACGUCGCCAGCUGCCGACCAUGAUCAACAAUGCGCGCGCCGAAUCUGACGCCAUGACGGGCGCCCGCGGCGGCGGUGACAUGAAAAUCCUCGCCACCACGGAACGCGGCGACUUUGAGCACGGCAAGCGGGAGCCGGUCGGACCCCUGAGCGACGGGGAGGGCGCCACCUACGACGAGGAUCUCGAGACGCUGAGCCAGCGAAGAACGGGCAAUGCCAUGGGCAGGGGCAGCGUCUAG